ACGUUCAUACGCUUUCACGGUUGCACUGUAAAGGUUUCCGGUGCCAGCGCUACGUUCAAGCGAAUUUGCUUUGUCAAUGGGUCAGGAGCAUUCUUCUUUCUAUUCGCCAAAAGCACGACUCGACCUCCUGUCGAAACCUAUCAAGGAGUUGUUACUGCUGAAUCGUCUGUAUCUUUUCAUGCGUUUCUAAACGAUAUGUACAAACCUAGCAUCUCACCACCUGUUCUCUCUAUUUCGUUCGUCCUCGCAGGCCCGCUUGUCACUGUGCUACCAUCAGACACGGUGGUGGAUGUCUUGAGGACGUUCCGGCGAAAGAAAAUAUCAUGCGCUCCUAUACUCCGCAAUGCCGGUGACAAAGACUUCCAAUUAGUGGACGUGGUGGAUAUCUCCACGUUCAUCACGAAUUCGUUUGUCCAACUCGGCGAGAAGAAGUUUAUUGAGAAUGUCGACGUGUUACUGAGAGUGACUUGCGAUCAGCUUGCAGACUUUUCUGCGCAGAACCCAACCCACACUAUCCCCACAUCGGCAUCGAUACCAGACGUGCUGAACCUGAUGAAGGAAACUGGAACAUAUCGAUUGGCCCUGAUGGACACGAAUGAGCAUCUCACGCAGCUCGUGACACAAACGAACCUGGUGGAGUUUGCGCUCCUCAAUCUCGACAGAUUACAAAGGGAGCCAGAUAAGACCAUCAGAGAGCUGGGACUGUUGCCGACUGCACCGGUUUUUACGUGUAGCGACGCGUUAUCCACAAUGGAAGUACUGCAAGAAAUGCGGAAUCGCAACGUCACUGCUGUUCCGAUCGUCAAUAAGCAAGGAGUCAUGAAUGGAAUGAUGACUGUUAGGCAUUUGAAGACACUCGCAACAGACAACGUCGAUAAUCUUUUCCUUUCCGUCUCCAAAUUCCUCCAACUCAUCACAGCCACCUACAUGACGGGCAACAUCGACAUGACGCUGCGCGACCUGCUGCGGAUUAUGGUGGUGAAUACGGUCCACCACCUUUUCUUUGUCGAUGACAACGGUGGGGUGUAUGGCGUCGUCACAUUGACAGAUCUUAUAUCGUGGUGCUUUGAGGAGCGAUAGAAUAUACGCCUACUUUGUUCUAGAACUAAUUUUUGGGGGAAUUCAAACAAAAUGGCUAGAACCAUGGCACGGGAUGCACUGGGCGCCCUAAUGCAGUAAUGCUUCUCGGGUAAAGUAAAACGAGUGAUGCCGAUCUCGAAGGGAACCGCCUUUGCUUUGA
Molecule: messenger RNA, 1240 nt
Organism: Fimicolochytrium jonesii
Lineage: Eukaryota; Fungi; Chytridiomycota; Chytridiomycetes; Spizellomycetales; Powellomycetaceae
Exons: 6
Coding region: 196-1080 (294 amino acids)
Source: RefSeq, a predicted model, not a curated record